Myxocyprinus asiaticus (Chinese sucker) is the source of this 2745-nucleotide messenger RNA. Its product is annotated as dual 3',5'-cyclic-AMP and -GMP phosphodiesterase 11A-like. Gene Ontology annotation, molecular function: protein binding; 3',5'-cyclic-nucleotide phosphodiesterase activity. Lineage: Eukaryota; Metazoa; Chordata; Actinopteri; Cypriniformes; Catostomidae. The transcript has 20 exons. The record is from RefSeq and is a predicted model, not a curated record. Gene Ontology annotation, biological process: signal transduction. The coding region runs from base 1 to 2745 and encodes 914 amino acids.
AUGACAACUUUUGAUUUUUCCGACGUGGAGGCAUUUUUGGAUUGCCAUCCCGAGCUUUUUGAGGAAUAUCUCAUCAGAAAGGGGAAAUGUGACACAUUGGGCAGGUGGUUCAAAGAGCACCAGCCGUCCAAAAGCUCUCCGGCGGAAGAGAAGCGCAGAGUCACCAAGGAUCCGUUCUGGCCCACGAACCCCGACGGACUGACGCGCAGAUCGUCCCACAUGGAGCUUCGCAGAAACUUCGCGCGGUCCAAAGCGAUUACGGCGCAUCGGACCUACGACGAACACGUCAGUCUCGCGGCUCACGAUUCCCAGUCGAGCAUGCGACGGCGCGCGCUGCUGCGUAAAGCCAGCUCGUUGCCGCCGACCACCGCGCACAUCCUCGGCGCCCUGCUCGAGUCCAGGGUAAACGUGCCUCAAUAUGCCUCCAGCGCCAUCGACUACAAAUACCGACUCAAAGAGUCCAACGAGAGGGAGUUCUUCCUCGAGCUGGUUAAGGACAUUUCUAACGAACUUGACAUGACAAACCUCAGUUACAAGAUUCUGAUCAAUGUGUGCAUCAUGGUGAACGCAGACAGGUGUUCGCUGUUUCUCGUGGAGGGACCGUCACAUAAGAGGACGCUCGUGUCCAAGUUUUUUGACGUGCACUCGGGAACUACGGUGCGACCCUCAUCGAUCACCCUGAACUCAAACGAGGUGCAGGUUCCGUGGGGGAAGGGCAUCAUUGGCUAUGUAGCCGAACACGGAGAAACCGUCAACAUCCCGAAUGCCUACGAGGACCAUCGAUUCAGUGAUGAAAUUGACAAGUUGACGGGCUAUAAGACUCAGUCAAUUCUAUGCAUGGCCAUCCGCAACAGUGACGGUGAAGUCAUCGGUGUAGUGCAGGCUAUCAACAAGAACCCCAGCGGAACUCCCUUUACUGAGGAUGAUGAGAAGGUGCUACAAAUGUAUCUACCAUUCUGCGGAAUAUCAAUCUCCAACGCCAAGCUCUUCUCUGAGUCCCGCAAGGAGUAUGAUAGGAGCAGGGCCCUGCUAGAGGUGGUGAACGAUCUGUUUGAGGAGCAGACGGACCUGGAGAAGAUUGUAAGGAAGAUCAUGCAGCGCGCGCUGACAUUGCUCCAGUGUGAGCGCUGCUCUGUGCUUUUGCUGGAAGACAUCCACUCUCCUGUGGUGAAGUUCUCACAAACAUUUGAGCUGAUGUCUCCACUGUGCAAUGCUGACCAUGACAUUGGCAUGGAGAAGGUGUCAUGCUCAGACUGGCUGAUCAAUAAUAGCAUUGCUGAGUUGGUAGCAUCUACUGGGCUUCCUGUUAACAUCAGUGACGUCUGUCAGGAUCCCCGCUUUGAUAAUGAAGCAGACCAAGCUUCUGGUUUUCAUAUCAGAUCAGUUUUAUGUGUCCCCAUCUGGAAUCGGACACAUCAGAUUAUUGGUGUUGCCCAGAUACUAAAUCGUUUGGACAGGAAGACAUUUAAUGAUGCAGAUCAGAGGCUAUUUGAGGCAUUUGUUAUUUUCUGUGGUCUGGGCAUUAACAACACAAUGAUGUAUAACCAGGUGAAGAAAACUUGGGCCAAGCAGUCUGUGGCUCUAGAUAUGCUGUCCUAUCAUGCUACAUGCUCCAAGGCAGAAGUUGAUCGGCUGAAGGCUGCUAAGAUUCCCCUAAGCAGUGAGCUCGGGAUCGAUGAGUUCCACUUUAAUGACUUUUCUCUGGACAAUGACGCCAUGAUCACUGCCUCCCUGCGGAUGUUUUUGGAGCUUGGUGUCGUGCAGAAAUUCAAAAUUGAUUAUGAGGUGUUAUGCCGCUGGCUGCUUACUGUGAGGAAAAACUACCGCACUGUUGCCUACCACAACUGGAGGCAUGCCUUCAACGUCUCACAGUGCAUGUUUGUUAUGAUUACUACUGCUGGUUUCCAGGAGGUGCUGACAGAUACAGAGACUCUGGCUCUUAUGGUUGGGUGCCUCUGCCAUGAUUUGGACCAUCGUGGCACAAAUAAUGCAUUUCAGGCCAAGUCUGGGUCGGCACUAGCGUUGCUGUAUGGUACAUCCGCUACACUUGAACAUCAUCAUUUCAACCAUGCUGUCAUGAUCCUGCAGAGUGAGGGUCACAACAUUUUUGCCAAUCUGUGCUCUAAGGAGUACAGCAACAUGAUGCAGCUAUUGAAACAGGCCAUUCUAUCCACAGAUCUCACCUUGUACUUCAAGAGAAGAACCAAGUUCUUUGAGUAUGUUCUCUCUGGACAGUUCAUCUGGAGUAAUGAAGAACAAAGAGACAUGUUUAGAUCUAUGCUGAUGACUGCGUGUGACUUGGGUGCAGUGACUCGACCAUGGGAAAUUUCAAAACAGGUUGCUCAACUGGUGACAAGUGAAUUCUUUGAACAGGGUGACAGGGAGAGAUCAGAGCUGAAAUUGACACCAGCAGCCAUUUUUGACCGUAAUCGUAAAGAUGAGCUUCCUGUACUUCAGUUGGAAUGGAUUGAUGGGAUUUGUAAGCCGUUGUAUGAGGCUCUUGUGAAAUUGAAUAGGAAGCUUCACCCAAUGGUAGAUGGAAUAGAUGCCAACCGAAAAAAGUGGGAUGAGCUCUGUCUGUCCUAUCAGCAAACACGGAGGGCCUCUGAGUGUAAUUUCAUUCUGGAGACAGGAGAGGGUGCAGACAGCAUGCACAUGCCAGAAUCAAGUCAUAGUGAAGUAACCAAUCAGAACACAGACUCCACCCACAGUGUGGAGCCAAAUCAGAACCCAAUAGCCAAUUAA